This is a messenger RNA of Acanthochromis polyacanthus (spiny chromis), 7778 nucleotides long. RefSeq lists its product as uncharacterized. The transcript is spliced from 2 exons. Lineage: Eukaryota; Metazoa; Chordata; Actinopteri; Pomacentridae. Bases 903 to 2984 code for a protein of 693 amino acids. The record is from RefSeq and is a predicted model, not a curated record.
UGAACCCCUGCCAAGAAGAUUUCUCCAUGCAGGGUUCAGUAAAAGUUCAUGAAGUCCUCCACAAACUUAAAGUCCUUGAGAUCCGGCUUCACAGAAUUCAGGAGAACAAUGUGAUGAGUGCACCGAGAGAUCCAAUACAGGGAGCUUUCCUUUUUCAAAGAUCAUUAGAAGGACAGAACCAGGGACGGACUGGCCAUUGGGCAAUGUGAGCAAAUGCCACUGUGGCUGCCUGGUCAUGCGGCUGCCACCAGGCAGCAUCACAAACAAAUAAAUAAAUGAAAAUAUAAAGCGGGGCGGAGCAGCCGCAUCAAUAGACGGCCGCAAAUGAUUAGGCUAAAUAAAUAAAUAAAGCGGACCGGCUGCGUCAACAGGUGGCCGCAAAUCAAUAAAUGAAUAAAUAAAAAUAAUAAAAAAAUAAAGUGGAGCUGAAGGCGCCCACAAAAAAGAGGGAAAAAAGCAAACAAAAAAAACAGCCUGUUAACUGUAACAAAUAAUAGGCCUACUCAACUAAACAAUGAUAAUGACGUUUUUUAUUUUUCCUGUAAAGGACAUAUAGCGUGAAUUUAUCUAAUGUCUAAUCUAUUAUAAGGUUUUUUGGAUGUUUUUCGGUCGUCAGUGGAUUUUCUCGCGAUUGUUGACCUGGUGAGAUGACGGGUCAAAUGACAAUUGAAUGAUGGGUAAUGCGAACAGGUCAACAACACGGAAUGAAAUAAAAUGGAUCGAGGAGGGAGAAAACGGCGAGUAGAAAAGGGUGGAGCAGAAAAAAAAGAGAGAAGAAGCAUAAGGCUUUAUUGGCUGAAUCUGGGAAAAGUGCAAAUAUUGUGGAGUUAUUCUCUAAAAAGCCUGUGCCCGACGAUGUGCCCAGCAGCGCUCCUGCUGCUAGCACGAGUGAUAAAGGUGACAUGAUGGCAGACAAGAGUGGGAGCAGGUCUGAAGAGGAAAAAGAGGAGGAAUUAGUGGAGGAAGAGUCAGCAACACAGACUGUAGGCCAAGAAAUGGACGCUGCCGUCACACCUGCACCUGCUAUUGCAGCCACAAGUAGAGAAACAGCUGCUCCAGUGACAGAGGUGAUCCAGAAUGAAUGUAAUUAUUUCAAACGUCCAAAAUCCAACACACUUGAAUUAUUUUUCAAGUUUCACCCAAAUCAGCCUUCUGACGCACAAGAAUCUGUCAAGAAAUCAUACAGACAUAAAGAUGGAUCACAAAGAAAAUGGGUGAGUUAUGAUGCUGAGAACCACUCAUUAUUUUGUGCAGUUUGCAUGGCAUUUUCUAAAAAGACAGACACAAGUGCCUUCAUUCAAGGAUGUAAGGAUUGGAGACACAUUCAUCAGAGGCUCAACAGUCAUGAAAACACACAUAUUCAUCUGGAAUGUGUGAAUGCUUAUCUUUCAUGGAUAAGUAAAGCAGACAUCCCUAACCUGCUGGAUGCAAAUAUGUCAGCUCGCAGAGAACAGGUGCAGAAGAGGCAACAAGUCCUACAGCGUGUCAUUGAUGUUACAAAAUUGAUAGGCAAAUGCGCACUCGGUUAUCGUGGAAGUAAAAAUGAGGCAGCUCACUCAUUAGCAGACAUGUCUGUGGAUCAUGGGAACUUUCUUGAAAUUCUUCUGCUUCUCAGCAAAUAUGACAGCUGUUUACAGCAGCAUGUUCAAGACUGCAUCCAAAAAAGCCAAUCAAGCACUGGCAAAGGAAGAGGCUCACGAGUGACAUUAAUGUCCAAAACUACAGUAUGUUCUGUUUUGGAGGCUAUCCGGCAACUCAUCAAGGAAACAAUUGCAACUGAAGUAAACCAGGCUGGAAUGUAUACUGUACAGAUAGACACAACCCAAGAUAUAACAUCAAAAGAUCAGUGCAGUGUUGUAGUCCGCUACGUAACAGAGAGCAGCAUUCAGGAGAAGCUACUUGCAGUUGUUGAAUGCAAGUCAUCAACAGGGGAGGACUUUCUUAAACUGCUCAAGGAGACGUUGGCCACUUGCAAACUUGAUGUGAAGAACUGCAUUGGAAACUCAACAGAUGGGGCUGCAAAUAUGCAGGGGCAAUACAGAGGGUUUUCUGCCUGGCUGUCAAAAGAAGUCCCAACCCAAAUGCAUGUAUGGUGUUAUGCCCAUGUUUUAAACCUGGUUAUGUCUGAAACCACAGGUGUUGUGAUAACAGCAGCAUCAUUAUUUGGGUUGAUUAAUGAGACUGCAGUGUUUCUUCGUGACUCAUAUCAGAGAAUGAAUGUUUGGGAAGGUGUGAGUCAGGACCCCCAACACAGAAGAAUUUCACUGAUUGGGGAAACAAGAUGGUCUUCAAAGGAUGCUGCAUUAAAGAAGAUCUUUGGAUCCUUUGCCCAGCCAAAGAAUGCUUUGUAUGUGGACUUAGUUGAAACAUUGUCCAAAAUUCAGGACAACUUACAGUUUAAGCCAGCUGUACGUGCCUUCAUUGAGUCACUCAUUAAAUAUGAGACAGUUCUCACUGCACAGUUGUUCCUGCGUGUUUUCACACUCACAUCGCCUUUGUCAAAGUAUCUCCAAACCAAUACCAUGGAUCUCUUGACUGCCCAUCGCAUGGUGACAGAAACACACAACAAACUACAAGAAUUUGUCAGAGAGUUUGACACAGUGAAAGACGUGGCAGACAAUUUUGUGAAAUGGGCCAAUGGUGGAUUCCAAAAUGUGGACUCUGAAAUGGAAGUGCAGGCUGCACUGCCACCAAAACGCAUGAAAAAAAGGAAAACAAUGCCAGGAGAGUCUGCCGAUGAAGAAAACACAACUGCAGACUCAUUGACAGCCUACAGGAUCAAUGUUCACAACAUCAUUCUUGAUACAGUCUCUGAGUGUAUGCACCGCCGCUUCCUGCAGCACGGGAAACUCUAUGCUGACUUAUCGUUACUAGAUCCGCUUCAUUUUCCAGAGAUAAAUUCAAAUGGGCUUCCCCACAAUGCACUUGAGGACAUCGGUAAAUGCCUCAUUCCUUUUGAUGAAGAUGCAACAGUUGAAAAUUGACAAUCUGAGUUGUGCAGCCUGGCCCUCCACUGGGACACUAUUAAAAAGUCCCCUCUCAGUGAGUAUACAACCAGAGAGUCACAGUCUCUUACCUCUGAGGAAGAAGAGGACAAUCAGGAGGACAUGGAGGAAAUUGAUCUUGUUCGCAAAAGAUGCACAGCCUGCAGGAACUGUGCUGUGUGUUGCUACUUCCUCCUCCAGCAGCUGAAGUUCUUCUCACAUGCGUACCACAAAAUACAGUUGGCCUACAAAUAUUUGUUGACCCUGUCCUGCACACAAGUGGCAUGUGAAAGAAGCUUCUCGACACUUAAGUUCAUUAAGAGUCGUCUCAGGAGCAGAAUGCGAGAGGAAAAUUUGGAAGCCUUCAUGUUAAUGGCAACGGAGAAGGUCCUCGGAUGAUGUGAUUGAGUGGCAGAGAAAAGCAAAUUAUUGCGCAACCUGCUACUGUAACUACAUAAAGGUAAAACAUUUAUUUUUUUCAUGUUCUGGUUACGUAAGCUAUACUAUUAUGCUAUGUGGCAGUGUAAUGUUUAUGUUUCUGUUGGUUGCAGAUGACGAAGAAGACGAAUGUGGCCUCUCUCUGUCAAAGUUGCCAGGGCCUCUUUUUGGUGCCAGUCCGCCACUGCAGAACACCACCUCAAAAAAUACUGGGCUCUUCUAGUAACACCAUCAUAACCCUUCCUGGGUACCAUGGAGAUAAACAGUUUAAUGACAAGCCAUAUGAUGCUUUUAUUUGUUCAUGACAUUCCACAUGCAUGCAAAUACUCACAUCAUCAGGGGGAUCCAGGGCCAUGGUCAGGCUUUCCUCUGCUCUUCUUGUUGUGCUUGCUGUUGUUACCGGCUAAAAUAAACAGUUAAGUAAUCAAAUGUUCUGUAGUAUACAACACAUUAUUUAUUCCUAAACUUUAGGAAAAGUGACAUUAAAUCACAUAUCUAAAUAUUGAUUUAUCCAUCUUUAACACCUUGAAUUCUUGUGGCCAAUGAUGCACAUACCCUUUGAAGAUGAGCAGGGAAGUUGAAGAUUCUUGGCACUGUCGCAGCUUUAAGUCUGACAGUCUGCCCUGUCCUGUCAAAAUCUUCUUUUACAAAGUGUUGACUGCAGAGCAGUGACCUGUCAUUUACCGUGAAACCAUUUUUCAAAACGAAAAGCUGCGAUUUCAACAUUUAGCCUGAAUCAUAGCCACGUUAAUCAGGUUUGUAAUAAACUAAACCAUUUGUAAAUCAAUCAAGAAUUGAGCGAGUUACGAGUGUUAAAGUGAGGAAAUCAUCCACCUUACCAUUGACUACAGUACAACACGCCAGAGCAGUCCCCUGUCCUAAGAUGGCUGCCAAGUGACGACGCUGCCGACUCCUCCUUGAGACAUCUAGGCUGAAUCCCAAACCGCCCCCUUCAACAUUUAGCCUGAAUCAUAGCCACGUUAAUCAGGUUUGUAAUAAACUAAACCAUUUGUAAAUCAAUCAAGAAUUGAGCGAGUUACGAGUGUUAAAGUGAGGAAAUCAUCCACCUUACCAUUGACUACAGUACAACACGCCAGAGCAGUCCCCUGUCCUAAGAUGGCUGCCAAGUGACGACGCUGCCGACUCCUCCUUGAGACAUCUAGGCUGAAUCCCAAACCGCCCCCUACACACUCUCCCUCCACUACCGAGUGUCACUCUAAAAGAAGUCACACUCGCAGCUGUGGAGGGCACCUAUUAUUGAAGGGGGAGGGUAUUAAUACGAUCGUCAGGAAUGGGACGCCCUGUCGCCUCACCGGAAAACGGAAGACGUCAUCGCCAUGGUAACACAAACACGCCUACUGUGCAUGGCUGUUGCGCUGUGGGACAGGUUGCAACUAACAAGGAUCGCUGCUGCUUCCAGAAGACGAAAGCAUCCCACUUUUUUCACUCACAUUUUUUCCAAUCCUAUUAUCUGGCAUUUCAAAUCCAACAAAUGAAUAAAUGAAUUCUGUCAGUUGUGUUCAAAUUUUAAGGUGUCAGGGGGUGCACAAUUAAAUCAAACAUCAGCAGAGAAGAAGAUUUGUUUCUUUUGUUUUAUCUUUUUUCACCACUCUUUUUGUGAUGUUCUGUCAGUGUGAAAAAGGCGUGGGAGAAAUAAAGGACGCAUGUGGAACUCACAUCAAUAUGUUUGUUUCCUCCUCCAUUUCGACGUUGCACUUCCUGAAAAAGUUGUCCAGAGUGAGCAUCGAUGCAGACUCGCUAUUUAAGGGCUGAACAGUCCACUCCCCCUCCGCACUACGUGGUUUGGGACGGCCCUUAAUAUGGAGGACCCUCCGCGGGAACGCGCAAACGGAGGGGUAGUGUGUAGGGAUAGUGUGUAGGGGGCGGUUUGGGAUUCAGCCCUAGUGUUUGUAUAUAUCUAUGUCUACAAUAAAGCAAUCAUGUGUUUGGACACCUGAUGUGGGUGUUUAACCAAAUGGCUCAUGGGUGUGGUGAUUUGUCCAUCAGUGCUGUGGAAUUGCAAGGAAGUGACAUCGUGAUAUACGUCUGUGUCUAAUGUAUACAAGUGUGUUUAGUGUUUUGCAAAUGACUGUGUGUAUUGUUCUGCAAAAAGUGUGAGGCUGACUUUGUGUUUCUAGUGGUGAAAAUCUGGUCCCGUCUUUUCCUCCUUGAGUGUAAGGUAUUGAUAAUUAUGUGAUUCUUUUGUUUUUAGUGUUUAUGCAAUCAUAAAAAAACUGUAAAAAGGAAAAUAAAUUGCAUUAAUAUCAUCAAUUGGUUUCAGCGGGUUAAAUCUUGCAGUACGCAAAGGUCACAUUUAAUAUAACUCAAUAAUCAAAUAAAACUGUGAGAAAUAUAUUGUAAAUAUAAUCUAUUAUAAUAAUUAAACAUCAGACCCAAAUAAAUGCAUCUUUUCCUGCUUAUUUGGUAACUGUGUAUUUGCCUUGUUUUUUCCUAUAGAAGGAGUUAUUGGUGGGUAGGUGUAGGCAAAGGCUAAGGCAAACUUAUUUAUAUAGCACAUUUCAACAACGAGGCGAUUCAAAGUGCUUCAUGUUUGUUUUCAGGUCCUUUGAAGAAACUGCUGAGAAGUCUAGUUAUGCAGGUUGCCUUUUACAGUUCUAAUUAAGGUUAAUUAAGAUGAAUUAGAUCAAUUAACCAUGGUAAUAUCCUUUCCUUUUCUAGGAUUAACUUUGAAUUAACUUGAAUGACUGCUUUUGUUUUAUAUGAUACUGGUACGUGUAAGAAAUGACUUCUACCUGUAUUUUAUGUUUUCAUCUCAUUAUAACUCUGUACUGUUCUCAGAGAAUUACCACACAGCACAACAGGAUGGAACUGAUAAAAAUGUAAUUAAAAUCAAAACUGCAAAAGCAUUUGAAAAUUCAGCUUUGUAAUGGAAAUUGUCUUUGAAAUAGUGUUUUGACAUAUGAUGAAUUCUGGUAGCAGUCUGUUAUAAUUGGGUUAUAUUUUUUUAACUUGUCAUCACAAUUUUGACAGUUUUGACACCAUUUAAAAGGUAUUUUGUAUGUUUAACUGGAAAUUAUAGUCUGCUGUCUCACACUGACCACAAAUCACAAGACAUGGUUUGUCUUUUUUUUUUUUAAUUUCAAUAGAAUUUAACUUUGAAAUUGUUCGUCAAAUUUUCACUAUUUUAUUGUCCCGUCCUGCUUACAGAUACUCUUGUUACCACAGCAAUGAAAUCUCAGUCUUAUGUUUGUUAUAGUAUCAUUCUGAGCUGUAAAGUUAUUAUUCAGGUCAUGUGUAGCAUGUGGUGUUUCAUAUUUUUUAGCAAUGAAGAAAAAUCCCAUCAAAUUGUCCUGUCGUGUUGAUAGGACUUUUGGCUCAGACUCCAUGCAUUUCAUCGUGGGUCAUGUCCAUUAAACGAGUGAUAACAUAUAUUUAGCUGUGAGUGUGCAAGGGCUAUCAUAUCAAAAUGCAAACUAGAGGCAUAUAGCAAGUUAAAAAUACCAAAAAGAAUUGGUCAUCUCAGGUGGUACCGAUAUCUGAAAUUUUGGGUCCUGGCCCAAGGACUAUCAGACGUAGUCGCCGUUGCCCGUGACUACGAUGAAGAUAGGUCGCUACUCUGAAGAGCUAAUGUCCAAUCGAUGUGUUUCUCCGGAUUCUUCCUGAUUUUUUUCUUCCAUGUCCCUUCUGGGGCUCCGUAAUUUUGAGUGCUUUCAUGGAAAUUUUAUGUCUUUUUGUUUUUUUUAAAUGCAUUUUUAAAAGUGAUUUUUGCACUUUUUUGUGGUGAUUUUUUUCAUUUUUGUGGGGUUAUUUCAUGUUAUUGGUUGUGGAUUUGACUCUGUACAUAAAUUUAAACCAAAUGUUCAGACAUGUUGGGGUGUUCCCAACCAGCAGGAGUUCUCAAACUGAUGCAGACAUCAAUGUGUUUUAUCAGUAAAUAUUGUUUUUGUUUGUCAGACAGUUCUAAACAUGAGUUGUUCUUAUCAUCUGUCAAUCACUACCUGUGAUCUGAUCUGUCUAGCAGAGGGGAAAAGAUUUAAAGUGAAAUAAAGUUCACCUGAUCCACUUUGAAGAAACCAGAUGCUAGAAAUGUUCAGAUGUUUCUUAAAUGCAGCAUUAAAUGAGACUGAGAGCAGACAUGUUGAGGGAAAUGUGCAUCCGUGUGAUCUCUGCUGAUGUUGGUUCUGUCCCAGUGAUUCCAUUCUAGGGAAUGUUAACUGUCAGGGAUUUACAGCCUGAUGGGAGCUUCUGGUUUCAUAAAGCACAGGGUUUGUACAAGUUGUGUUGGAUAUUGAGUGACAUGAAAAAGGUUGAAUGUUGAAAUAAUCGGUCACAUGAAAUGAGUGGGAAUCAGCCUGUAGAAUGUGCUCUUAUUGUGAAAGUCUGCCUGCUGCUUCC